Messenger RNA from Symbiodinium natans, 267 nucleotides. Lineage: Eukaryota; Dinophyceae; Suessiales; Symbiodiniaceae. The record is from the annotation of a GenBank genome assembly.
AUGGCCACAGCAUGGCCACGGCAUUCUCCACAGGAGGGCAUUGAUGAUCCUGAAGAUGCAAUUGGACCACUGGGUGACACAGUGUACGACGUGGAGUUCGUUAAGGUCACCGAGCCAGAUGCGGAUCCAAUCUUCCUCUACAUUGGCAUUGGAGCCGCCUUCCUCCUCACCCUGACAACGCUCUUCUCCGCCGUGAACGAGGAGCCUGAGAGGCGGGAGUACGAGACAUCGGGCCCCUUCUCCUUCUUCGAACGGCCAGACAAGUGA